ACACUCCGCCUUGGCUAUCGCCCCUUUUUCAUCGUGUCAUCAGCAUCAUUUGGGCUGAGAUCUUCAAAACUAACGAUCUCAACUUCUCAGCCAGACCCCAAACUAGUACUUUUGAAAAUGUGCUUGGAAACUCAAGCUUCGUUACAGCUCCUUAUGGAGAUUACUGGAGAUUUAUGAAGAAACUUUGCCUUACAGAAUUGCUUGGAGCCCGACAGCUCGAAAGAUCUUAUGGUGUUCGACGCGAAGAACUCAUGCGUUUUUUGCAUGAUCUAAUACAGAAAGCUUAUAAAAAGGAGAAAUUUGAUUUGGGUCAUGAGCUAUUGAGGCUAACAAACAAUACCAUAUGCAGAAUGUUAAUGAGCACAAGGUGUUCAAAGGAAGACGAUGAGGCUCGAAGAUGUAGAGAGCUAGUGGUACGAUCAGUUAAUCUAGUAGGAAAAUUAACUAUAGCUACCAUGUUGGGUCCUUUUAAAAAAUUAGGUUUUUGGUUAUUUAGAAAACAAGUAAAGGAUAUAACUGGAGGAUAUGAUGAGUUGCUGGAGAAAAUCUUGAAGGAGCAUGAGAGAGCUAUGGUGGAUGGUUUUGACAGAGAGGAUAAAGAUUUGAUGGAUAGUCUCUUACAAGUAUAUAAAGAUAAAGAUGCAGAAUUUAAGAUAAGCAGGAAUCACAUGAAGAUCUUCUUUCACGAACUCUUCAUUGCAGGGACUGACACUUCAGCACACACCAUGGCUUGGGCAAUGGCGGAGCUCAUGAACCAUCCUAAUGUAUUCAGGAAACUAAGAGAGGAAAUAGAAUCAGUUGUUGGAAAAAAGAGACUAGUGGAAGAGUCAGAUAUCCAAAAUCUUCAUUAUUUACAAGCAGUAGUAAAGGAAACUUUGAGGUUAUACCCAGUAGGACCUGCAAUAAUCAGACAAGGAUUUGAAGAUUGUAAAAUUGGAGGAUUUGACAUACCCAAAAACACUACAUUAGUAAUCAAUGUAUAUUCCAUAAUGAGGGAUCCGAAACUGUGGGAAAAUCCUAAUGACUUCUACCCAGAAAGAUUCUUGCAAGAAAAAGAAACUAAAAAGCAAAAUAAUUUCAGUUUUGUUCCAUUUGGAGGGGGAAGAAGAACGUGCCCUGGUUCAAAUUUAGCUUUAAGUAUGGUUAGCAUUAGCAUAGCAUCCAUGGUUCAAUGCUUUGAUUGGAAGGUUGAUGCUGGGAAGGUUAAUUGGGAAGCUAAACCAGGCUUCAUCAUGUACUUGGCUCAUCCACUUUUGUGUGUUCCUACUGUUCACUUCAAUCCAUUGUAG
This is a messenger RNA of Jatropha curcas, 1289 nucleotides long. RefSeq names its product cytochrome P450 705A22-like. Gene Ontology annotation, cellular component: membrane. Lineage: Eukaryota; Viridiplantae; Streptophyta; Magnoliopsida; Malpighiales; Euphorbiaceae. Gene Ontology annotation, molecular function: oxidoreductase activity, acting on paired donors, with incorporation or reduction of molecular oxygen, NAD(P)H as one donor, and incorporation of one atom of oxygen; heme binding; iron ion binding. The record is from RefSeq and is a predicted model, not a curated record.